AUGGCUGCUGGCGGAAGACACCGUUCUCCAGGCUCAGAGUUCACCCUCAACGGCACAACAGCUAUCUCGCUCCCCUUCUCGACGACGACCGCAACGGCCGAACGCUCGUCUCCGCCUCCCAACUCUGCAAACCAAGGGCCUCGCGCACGACGACCCGUCCAGCAAACCCACAACGUCGAGACAGAAGUAGACGUCUGGCUCGUCGACUCCCAGCCACAGCCAGCAGACGCAGGCCAACCCGACUUUAGCUUCCCCGUCAUCUCGUCGGCGGCGUAUUCUCCUCCGCCUUCUCCCCCUCCGAAAGAUGCGCCGGCACCAGCAUCCAAAAGCGGGUUCUACAGCAAGUCUUCGUCGAUCGCGCAGGCGCGGCAACACAAGCAGCGGAACUUGAAUUGGCGCGACAAGGGCCAGGAGAUCGCGAGGUUGAGGAAGAAGGCGGCGUCGAAUCAGGGGUUGACGGUGCAGCAGAUUGCGGGUGGUGCAGGCACCCUUGCGGUCUUGAUGCUUGUCGUCAUCUUAUGGGCGAGCAGACAGGGGAAGAGCCCCAUCGUCAAGCACAUGCAGCGGCGGGAACAGAUCCUCGCUGCGAGUCUGGCGCCGACUGCGCCAAACAUGGCGAAGCAGAAGGCCGUUCGACCGCACGACUCGUUCCGAGACGAGCUGAGUACCGACUCGAAGUACCUCAUCAGCCCUCCGCACGGCGACUUCGCCGAGCAAACGAUGAACCUCUACCACCUCACCCACCUCUCGACCAUCCUCCAGCGCAUCGCUAUCGCACAUCCCUUCCUCCUGCCCGACCCCGACAAGCCCACCCUCACGACCUCUCACCCCGUCUCGACAAUCUUCGACAUGUCCCGCUUCAGCGCCGGCACGUCCGUCGCCGUCUUGGACUGGAACGACCUCCGUCCGCACGAGGCGGCGGAGGCGGGAAAGACCGAGCCGCUGGGAUGUUGGAUUGGGAUGCUGGGUGAGGAGGAGAGGAAUGAGAGGACGAGGAAGAUGCAGGGGACGGGGUUGAGUCCGAGUUUUGUGCCGGUGAGGUUGGCGCUCGGGCAGAAGGAGUCGGGGCAAGGGGAUGAUUUGAAGGAGACGCACGCGUUCCUCUCGCGCUUCGACCGCGACUCGACAGCCAAGACGGGCUUGAUCAACCAAGCGAAGCACGACUCGUCCAUCUCGACGACCGGAUCGACUCGCCGACACGCCAAUCCCGAAAACCACGUCUUCUGCAUCGACCACUCGCUGUACCGCCCCGAGCACCCGACGACUAAGCACUCGACGACGCACCUCGACCCGCGCGACCACACCGCUUUUUUCAAGCACGGUCGGCACUUGCAUUUCGCUGCGGAUGUGCAUGAAGCGGCGGGCGACAUCGUCGCCUAUUUGCUCGGCCACCGCGCGCCGUUCAUCGCCGUGCACAUCUCGGCCCGCGCAAAAGCGAGCGAAUGCCGCCUCCUCAACCAGCCGGACCGGUGCCAGCCCAACUUGAUCGAGUACCAGCGCGCUGUCGACCGAGUCAAGCACCUCGUCGCGCAGGGUGCGGGACGCAAGUCGCGCGAGCACCGGCACUCGGCGAGGAACCUCUCUAUCGUCGUUUCGACGGACGUCAAGGACCUCGCUUUCCUCGGCGAGUUGUCCAAUCUCGGCUGGACGCUGCUCGACUACGAUGACGGCGAACUGAGGGAGCGGUUCGGGCGGUGGGAUCCGCAGGUGAUGGAUCAGGCGAUUGAGAGUCGCAGUGCGGCGUUUGUUGGGACGAGGGGCAGCCCGCAGAGUACGCUGUCCGCUCUCCGAGUUAGGACGUGGCGGACGGGUCCGACGGAGCUCAUUUGA
Rhodotorula toruloides NP11 is the source of this 1830-nucleotide messenger RNA. RefSeq lists its product as uncharacterized. The transcript has 4 exons. The record is from RefSeq and is a predicted model, not a curated record. NCBI's taxonomy places the organism in Eukaryota, Fungi, Basidiomycota, Microbotryomycetes, Sporidiobolales, Sporidiobolaceae. Bases 1 to 1830 code for a protein of 609 amino acids.